GUCACUAUAUCCAACAACUUGUUAAAAAAAAUUGUCCACAAACAUGGCCAACUUGAGAUCUUCUUUUGUUUUCUUCCUCCUUGCUUUUGUGACUUAUACUCAUGCUGCCACUAUCGAGGUCCGAAAUAACUGUCCGUACACAGUCUGGGCAGCAUCGACCCCGAUAGGUGGUGGUCGACGUCUCAAUCGGGGCCAGACUUGGGUGAUCAAUGCCCCGAGGGGCACUAAGAUGGCACGUAUAUGGGGCCGAACCGGAUGUAACUUUAAUGCUGCAGGUAGGGGUUCGUGCCAGACCGGUGAUUGCGGUGGGGUCCUACAGUGCACUGGGUGGGGUAAACCCCCAAACACCUUGGCCGAAUACGCCUUGGACCAGUUCAGCAACCUAGAUUUCUGGGACAUUUCUUUAGUUGAUGGAUUCAACAUUCCCAUGACUUUUGCCCCGACCAACCCUAGUGGUGGGAAAUGUCACGCAAUUCAUUGCACGGCUAAUAUAAAUGGUGAAUGCCCUCGUGCCCUUAAGGUUCCUGGAGGAUGCAACAACCCUUGUACCACUUUCGGAGGACAAAAAUAUUGUUGCACCCAAGGUCCAUGCGGUCCUACAAACGAGUCAAAAUUUUUCAAGAAAAGAUGCCCUGAUGCCUAUAGCUACCCACAAGAUGAUCCUUCAAGCACUUUUACUUGCCCUAGCGGUAGUACAAAUUAUAGGGUUGUCUUUUGUCCUAAUGGUGUUACUGGCCCAAAUUUCCCCUUGGAGAUGCCUGGAAGUGAUGAAGUGGCUAAGUAAAUUUGAGUUUCUAUACUCUGUUUAUGUUGCUUGAAGUGGUCAAGUGAUAUUUGCCGUAAUAAGCCUAAGACCUGAAUAAGAGUCACAUCAUCACAUGUACUUUUGUCUUGAUUUUUAUGAAAUCGACAGUGCAUUUGGAUAA
Molecule: messenger RNA, 926 nt
Organism: Lycium barbarum (goji berry)
Lineage: Eukaryota; Viridiplantae; Streptophyta; Magnoliopsida; Solanales; Solanaceae
Product: osmotin-like protein OSML81
Exons: 1
Coding region: 44-784 (246 amino acids)
Biological process (GO): defense response
Cellular component (GO): extracellular region
Source: RefSeq, a predicted model, not a curated record